Molecule: messenger RNA, 408 nt
Organism: Loa loa (African eye worm)
Lineage: Eukaryota; Metazoa; Nematoda; Chromadorea; Rhabditida; Onchocercidae
Exons: 2
Source: RefSeq, a predicted model, not a curated record
GACAUUAUAAUCAAAAGUGCUCAACCGGCAAAACAAAAGUUGGAGGAUCUUCUUGACGAAGUAAAAACAAUAAACUUAACGCCUCCUGAUCAACAUUUAAGAAAAAAUAAGCGUCUAACACUCUGUGUCGGUAUACUCGGAUCAAUCAACGAAAAGUGGCUGGAAUAUAUCCAGAAACAAAGGAAUGCGCAGAAAAGAAAGGAAGAAGACAAAUACACAGAUAUGGUUCACGAUAAUAAAGGUCUUUUAAAUUUAAAUUUAAUAAAUAACGGUCAAAAAGCUACUGUAACUUUAGAUAUGUACAAGGAUGAGUAUGAGUUAGCAAUACAGUGCCUACAGCAAAGCAAGAUAAAUAUCGAAGCAUUCCAACAGAAGGAGCCUCCCCCCAAAUGUCUCAGCAGACAGUAA